Molecule: messenger RNA, 920 nt
Organism: Oppia nitens
Lineage: Eukaryota; Metazoa; Arthropoda; Arachnida; Sarcoptiformes; Oppiidae
Exons: 3
Coding region: 424-780 (118 amino acids)
Source: RefSeq, a predicted model, not a curated record
AUGGUCGCAAACAUAAAGUUGACGCAAAAUAUGUUUUAAUAUUGAAUAUAUUGUAAUUAAUUAAUUGAGACGUUUUUUCGAUUCUUAUAGGGAUUUCAUCUAAUAUUCUGUGUGUCAUUCAUAGCAAAAAUAGUGUUAUUUUUAUGUGAGAUAUAAAUUUUGAUCUUUUGUAGCAUUUUGUAUGCAAUUUAUGGGAAUAACACGUUCAGUACAUCAUUACAUGUCAUUUGUUGUGAUAUUCAAAGCAUUGCAUUAUAAGUCAUAAGCCGUAUAUACCGUUUGCCACACCCUUUAAACCGAUAAAUACAUGACAUAGUAUUAUAUAAAGAUAUAAAUUAUAUUAUAUAUUGAGACCCGUAUUUCACAAGACAUCCAAUAUUAUGGAGUUAUAUAUGGUUUGCGUUUUGAUCGCUAUGUGAAGCGAUGUCAAUGCUUAUCUUAAAAGGCAUUCAAUGUGUUAUGUCUGUCACUCAUCCCAUGCCAGACAAAGAACUUCAAUGGAAAAGAUCACCACAUUUGCCAUCGCAAGAGAUGAGAUCACACCACAAGAAAAGCAAAAGUGACAAAACUAAGAACUCGUGGCGAAAAAGACAGGAAAAACAACCCUUAGCUCAUGCAGAGAUACCAUUGGAAAGUGUAUUCAUUGAGGAGAUCGAUGCCGUCUCAGUUGAGAUUCCGCCCGAAAGAAAUUCAGACAUCAAUUACAGACUCGAUGGCAAUGGAAGACAUGAAAGGUCUGUGGACAGGGAGAGAGUGGAUAGUCGGGCAACAAUGGUUUGAUUACCAAUCAUUACAAACAAUGGUUUGACUACAAUCAUUACAAUUGAUCUAUUAUUUGCAUCAAAUAAUGAAUGGCACUGAUUAUUAUGGCGAGUAUCACACCAUUGCAUUGCAAGAAAUAUAAAAAAAAAGUUUUUCAC